UUGCCAUCUCAACAAGUUGUUAAAUCUACAGAAAACAUGGCAAAGCUCAUAUUGCUAACAGCCGUGUGUUUGGUGUUAUUCCAGCUAGCACACACCAACAGAAUGGAAUGCUAUUUCACUAACUGGUCUCAGUACAGGCCUGGCGAUGGCAAAUUCCUGCCACAAAAUGUAGACCCCUUCCUGUGUACCUCUCUUAUCUAUGCCUUUUCCAUCAUCAAUCAUGCCAAUGAGCUGGUUACCUAUGAAUGGAAUGAUGAUGUUCUCUACAAGGCCUUCAAUGACCUGAAGACAAAGAAUCCCCAUUUAAAGACUCUGCUGGCUGUUGGUGGCUGGAACUUUGGCUCAACUCAGUAAGACUAUGCCAUGAAGUACUGGAGAGACAACGGCACCCCAUCAGAGAAACUGAGAAUGGGCUUUGCAGCUUAUGGUCGUACCUUCCGUCUGACAUCAUCAAAUACAGGUGUUGGAGCCCCAGCUAGCGGACCUGCAUCAGCUGGACCAUACACCCGGGAAGCAGGAUUCUGGUCCUACUAUGAGAUCUGCAACUUCCUGAAAGAUACCACCGUCCAGUGGAUCGAUGACCAGAAAGUUCCCUAUGCAACUAAAAAUAAUGAGUGGGUAGGAUUUGACAACAAGGAGAGCUACAAAAUCAAGAACGACCUCCUCUGA
Molecule: messenger RNA, 669 nt
Organism: Cyprinodon variegatus (sheepshead minnow)
Lineage: Eukaryota; Metazoa; Chordata; Actinopteri; Cyprinodontiformes; Cyprinodontidae
Product: acidic mammalian chitinase-like
Exons: 7
Biological process (GO): carbohydrate metabolic process; chitin catabolic process
Cellular component (GO): extracellular region
Molecular function (GO): chitin binding; chitinase activity
Source: RefSeq, a predicted model, not a curated record